CAAAGUAGUUGUGAAAUAACGAGGUAAUUAUGGAGAUGUCACAGCCAGAUGCUCCUUAAUGGUUGCGUUGAAUUCUUUUUUUUUUUUUUUUUUUUUUUUUUAUUUGACAUGAAAAGCUUUACCAGGACCAAAUUAGCUUAAACCUUUAAAAGGGUGGGCAUCUCCAUGGCAAAAUCGCUUAGAUCCGAACUCACAGCUGGCUGAGGAGCUCUGGAUCUUCGAAUGAACAGGACUGGAAGCUGUAACACGUUUGGUUUAAGGUCCCCAGCGCCAUGAGCGCGGGCGAGGACGCGGCGUGGCUGCGCUGGGUGGCGAAGCAGUUUGAGAGCAUCGCCGGGGAGGACAGGCAAAUCGACCUGGAGGGGUUCAAAGCGGCUCUCAAGGUGAAGGAGUCCUUCUUUGCCGAGCGGCUCUUCGCGCUCUUCGACUCGGACGGCAGCGGGACCAUCAGCCUGGAGGAGCUGCUGAGCGCCCUGAGCCUGCUGGUGCACGGCAGCGAGACGGACAAGCUGAGGUUCCUCUUCCAGGUGUACGACGUAGACGGCAGCGGUGCCAUCGACCCGGCCGAGCUGCGCCUGGUGCUGCAGGCGUGCCUGCGGGAGAGCGCCGUGUCGCUGCCGCCGCCGCGCCUGGACGACCUGGCCCUGGCGCUCUUCGAGGCCGCCGACAAGGACCGCAGCGGCUCCAUCACCUUCGAGGAGCUGAGGGCAGAGCUGGAGGCUUUCCCGGGGGUGAUGGAGAACCUCACCUUCAGUGCCGUGAGCUGGCUGAAGCCCCCACCACCCCCGGAGAGGAGCCGCCGGCCGCUCUGCCUGACCGCGGCGUACUGGCACAACCACGGCAGCCAGCUCGCCUUCCUGGGGGGCUACACCAGCCUCAACCUCCUGCUCUUCGCCCUGGCCGCCCUGCGGCACGCCGGCCUCGGCGGGUGGGUGGCGGUGGCCCGGGGCUGCGGGCAGUGCCUGAACUUCAACUGCGCCUUCAUCGCCGUGCUGAUGCUGCGGAGGUGCCUGACCUGGCUGCGCGCCACCCCCGUGGCCCAGGUGCUGCCGCUGGACCACAGCGUGGGGCUCCACCAGCUCGUGGGCUACGUGGUGCUGGCGCUGGCUGCCGUCCACACGGGCGCACACGUGGCCAACUUCAGCAGGCUGGCACGGCAGGACGGGCACCGUGGUCUCACCGAGUUCCUCCUGACGGCGCGUCCCGGCGGCGGGGGGCUCGGCGGCACGGCCUCGCAGACCGGGCUGGCGCUGCAGGGGCUGCUGGCCACCAUGCUCGCCUUCUCCAGCCCCUGCGUCCGCCGUGGCGGGCACUUCGAGGUCUUCUACUGGAGCCACCUCUCCUACAUCUCCGUCUGGGCCCUGCUCGUCCUGCACGCCCCCAACUUCUGGAAGUGGUUCGUGGUGCCCGGGGGCCUCUUCGUGCUGGAGAAGGCGGUGGGCCUGGCCGCGUCCCGUGCCAUGGGGCUGCGCAUCGUGGAGGUCAACCUGCUGCCCUCCAAGGUGACGCACCUCGUGGUGCAGCGGCCGCGCUCGUUCCGCUUCAGGCCCGGCGACUACGUCUACCUGAACGUCCCGGCCAUCGCCGCCUACGAGUGGCACCCCUUCACCAUCAGCAGCGCCCCCGAGCAGCGAGACACCCUCUGGCUGCACGUGCGGGCGCGGGGGCAGUGGACCAGCAGGCUGCACGAGUACUUCAGGCAGCCCGAGGCAACGCAAGCCAGCGGGAACCUCGGGAAGGCGAGGUGGUGGCGGUGGGCACAGACACGUCUCUGCACCAGGCCUGGCUCACUGGGGGACUCCGUGGCUACCGCUGGGGACGAAGCCGUUGAGCUGACAUCGUACAGAGCCACCGGGGCACCCGCUGCCCCCCAGGGGAGGACGGACGAGGACCCGCCACCAGAGCUGGUAAGCACUGUUUCCACGGGGCCGGGCGAGAGCCGUCGGCUCUGCAGCAUCAAGUGCUACAUCGACGGCCCCUACGGCACCCCGACGCGCAGGAUCUUCACCUCGGAGCACGCCGUGCUCAUCGGCGCCGGCAUCGGCAUCACCCCGUUCGCCUCCAUCCUGCAGAGCAUCAUGUACAGGUACCGCCUGAGGAAGCAGAGCCACGACUACAAACAGUGUGAGACCCCGCGGGACGAGGACAUGGUGCUCAGGAAGGUCGACUUCAUCUGGAUAAACCGGGACCAGAAGCACUUCGAGUGGUUCGUCAGCCUGCUGGCGAAGCUGGAGCUGGAGCAGGCUGAGCAGGAGCCGGGAGGGCGGUUCCUGGAGCUGCACCUCUACAUGACGGCCGCCCUCGGCAAGAGCGACGUGAGGGCCGUGGGGCUGCAGCUGGCCCUGGACCUGCUGGCCGCCAAGGAGCACAAGGAUUCCAUCACGGGGCUGCGCGCCAGGACGCAGCCCGGCCGCCCCGACUGGAGCAAGGUGUUUGGCAAGGUGGCCGAGGAGAGGAAAGGGAAGGUGCAGGUUUUCUUCUGCGGCUCCCCGGCGUUGGCCAAGGUCAUCAAAGCGCACUGCGAGCGCUUCGGCUUCCGCUUCUUCAAGGAAAACUUCUGACGUGGGGGGUGCUGGGGGCACCCGGUGCCAUUCAG
This is a messenger RNA of Oxyura jamaicensis (ruddy duck), 2596 nucleotides long. It is a transcript of the gene NOX5, whose product is annotated as NADPH oxidase 5. Gene Ontology annotation, cellular component: NADPH oxidase complex; plasma membrane. NCBI's taxonomy places the organism in Eukaryota, Metazoa, Chordata, Aves, Anseriformes, Anatidae. Gene Ontology annotation, biological process: defense response; superoxide anion generation. Bases 273 to 2561 code for a protein of 762 amino acids. The record is from RefSeq and is a predicted model, not a curated record. Gene Ontology annotation, molecular function: superoxide-generating NAD(P)H oxidase activity; calcium ion binding. The transcript has 17 exons.